Sciurus carolinensis (gray squirrel) is the source of this 3754-nucleotide messenger RNA. It is a transcript of the gene Mertk, whose product is annotated as MER proto-oncogene, tyrosine kinase. The coding region runs from base 205 to 3183 and encodes 992 amino acids. Gene Ontology annotation, molecular function: ATP binding; transmembrane receptor protein tyrosine kinase activity; protein binding. Gene Ontology annotation, cellular component: signaling receptor complex. The record is from RefSeq and is a predicted model, not a curated record. Gene Ontology annotation, biological process: cell migration; protein phosphorylation; multicellular organism development. The transcript has 19 exons. NCBI's taxonomy places the organism in Eukaryota, Metazoa, Chordata, Mammalia, Rodentia, Sciuridae.
CGCCCCCUCUCCACCCCAACCUGCUCGGGGCCGCCCCUUCCAGCCCUCGGCGCCUCGGGUCUGCGGCUCCAAUCCGCCACUCGGCGCCUGCUGCCCGGGCCGCCGGGACUGGGGCGCUGCGCUGGCGCCCUGGCUGGCGAAGAAAGUUCGGGGAGUCCAUCCGUCCAUCGGUCCAGAGAGAACUUCCAGACCCUCGGCCCCAGGAUGGGGCUGGCCCCGCUGCUGCGGCCGCUGCUGGGGCUCUUCCUCCCCGCGCUCUGGAGUGGAGCCAUUGCUGAGGUGCGGAAAGAAACCGAGCUGUCCCCAGGACCUUUGCCUGGGAACCUGCCAGCUGACCACGUGCCACUCGCCUCCACCCACCACAGCAGGGUCCAGCCUGCCCAGAUGUUUCCGCCAACCCAGACUGGAGGGUCACAUCCGGGGAAUACAGCUGUCCCCCAGGCGACCUCCGCUGCAUCAAAGCUGCCACCCCUGGCCUUUAAUCACACGGUUGGACACAUAAUCCUUUCUGAACAUAAAGAUGUCAAGUUCAAUUGCUCCAUCAAUGUACCUAACAUCUACCAGGACGCUGCCAUCACUUGGUGGAAAGACGGGAAGGAGCUUGGAGAGCAUCAUGCCAUCACGCAGUUUUACCCGGAUGAUGAGGUCACGUCUAUAAUUGCAUCCUUCAGUAUUACCAGUGUUCAGCGCUCAGACAAUGGGUCGUAUGUCUGUAAGAUGAAAAUAAACAACCAUGAGAUCCUGUCGGACCCCAUCUACAUCGAGGUACAAGGACUUCCUCACUUCACGAAGCAGCCUGAGAGCGUGAACGUCACCAGGAACACUGCCUUCAACCUCACCUGUCAGGCCGUGGGCCCCCCUGAGCCCGUCAACAUUUUCUGGGUUCAAAACAGCAGCCGCAUUAAUGAACAGCCCGAAAAAUCCCCCUCUGUCCUCACGGUGCCUGGUCUGACGGAGAUGGCGGUCUUCAGUUGCGAGGCCCACAACGACAAGGGGCUGACUGUGUCCGAGGGCGUGCAGGUCAACAUCAAAGCACUUCCCUCCCCGCCCACGGAAGUCAGCGUGCACAACAGCUCGGCUCACAGCGUCCUCAUCUCCUGGGUCCCGGGUUUUGACGGAUACUCCCCAUUCAGGAAUUGCAGCAUCCAGGUCAAGGAGAUGGACCCGCUGGGUAACGGCUCACUCAUGACCUUCUACACCUCGGCUACUCCGCAUCUGUACCAGAUCCAGCAGCUGCAGGCCCUGGCUAAUUACAGCAUCGGUGUGUCCUGCAUGAACGAGAUAGGCUGGUCUGCGGCCAGCCCUUGGGUUCUGGCCAGCACCACCGAGGGAGCACCAUCAGUGGCCCCUUUAAACGUCACCGUGCUCCUGAACGAGUCCAGUGGUAACAUGGACAUCAGGUGGACCACGCCUCUGAUCGCUCGGCAGGCGGGGGAGCUGGUGGGCUUCCGGAUAUCACACGUGUGGCAGAGCGCGGGGACGUCCAAAGAACUCACUGAAGAAGUCGGCCAGAAUGGCAGCUGGGCUCAGAUCUCCGUUCAAGUCCACAAUGCCACCUGCAUCGUGAGGAUCGCAGCCAUCACGACAGGGGGAGUUGGGCCUUUCAGUGACCCGGUGAAAAUAUUUGUCCCUGCACACGGUGGAGUGGAUUAUGCCCCCUCGUCCACUCCGGCACCUGGCAACACUGAGCCCCUGCUCCUCGUCCUCGGCUGCUUCUGUGGAUUUAUAUUGAUUGGGCUGCUUUUGUAUAUUUCUAUGGCCGUCAGAAAAAGACUCCAGGAGACAAGGUUUGGGAGCGCAUUUACAGAGGAGGAUUCUGAACUGGUCGUGAAUUACAUAGCAAAGAAGUCCUUCUGCCGGCGAGCCAUCGAACUCACCUUACACAGCUUGGGAGUCAGCGAGGAGCUGCAGAAUAAACUGGAGGAUGUUGUGAUUGACAGGAAUCUCCUGAUCCUUGGGAAAAUUCUGGGAGAAGGAGAGUUUGGGUCUGUGAUGGAAGGCAGCCUGGAGCAGCCAGACGGGACCUCGCAGAAGGUGGCAGUGAAGACCAUGAAGCUGGACAACUUUUCUCAGCGGGAGAUCGAGGAGUUUCUCAGCGAGGCCGCCUGCAUGAAGGACUUCGACCACCCCAACGUCAUCCGGCUUCUAGGUGUGUGUAUAGAAAUGAGCUCUCAAGGCGUCCCAAAGCCCAUGGUGAUUCUGCCCUUCAUGAAGUACGGCGAUCUGCACACCUACUUGCUGUAUUCCCGUCUGGAAACAGGACCCAAGCACAUUCCUCUGCAGACCCUGUUGAAGUUCAUGGUGGACAUCGCCCUGGGGAUGGAGUACCUGAGCAACAAGAAUUUUCUCCAUCGGGAUUUAGCUGCUCGAAACUGCAUGUUGCGAGAUGACAUGACGGUCUGUGUGGCCGACUUUGGCCUCUCCAAGAAGAUUUACAGUGGUGAUUACUACCGCCAAGGCCGCAUCGCCAAGAUGCCCGUGAAGUGGAUCGCCAUGGAGAGCCUGGCUGACCGAGUCUACACAAGCAAAAGUGACGUGUGGGCAUUUGGCGUGACCAUGUGGGAAAUAGCCACACGGGGAAUGACUCCCUACCCUGGCGUCCAGAACCACGAGAUGUAUGACUAUCUUCUCCACGGCCACCGGCUGAAGCAGCCCGAGGACUGCCUGGACGAGCUGUAUGAAAUAAUGUACUCCUGCUGGAGCGCUGACCCCCUGGACCGACCCACCUUCUCGGUGCUGAGGCUGCAGCUGGAGAAGCUCUUGGAGAGUUUGCCGGAGGCACAGGACAAAGCAGAUGUCAUCUACGUCAACACCCAGCUGCCGGAGGGCUGCGAGGCCGUGGCCGAGGGGCCACCUCUCACUCAGCUGGACAUGCACAUCGAUCCCGCCUCCAUCCUCGCCUCCUGCACCUCUGCCGUCAGCGUGGUCACGGCGGAAGUUCAUGAGAACAACCCUCAGGAAGAAAGGUACAUCCUGAACGGGGGCAGCGAGGACUGGGAUGAGCUGGCUUCCGCUCCCCCCACCACAGACUCAGCGGGAAAGAACGGUGUCUCACCGGAGGACAGACUCGUAAGGAAUGGGGUCCCCUGGGCCCACUGUAGCACGCUGCCCCUGGGGGGCCCACCGCCAGAUGAACUGUUGUUCGCAGAUGAUUCCUCGAGAGACUCGGAAAUCCUGAUGUGAAGCCAGCCGAGUGGAGACGGGCCGGAACCAAAGGGACGGUCCCACAUCAGGGAUCCGGGGAUGCCCGGAGCCUUUCCAAUUUGUUUCCUUUACCCAGUGAACUCCAGGGCCCCAGAGCACCACACGAAUGUUGUCAAGUAAAUCUCCACUCCAAGUCCAUAACAGGGUCGGGGAUGUGGCCCCGGGGCAGAGCGCGUGCUUAGCAUGGGUGAGACCCUGGGUUCCAUCCCCAGCACCCCCCAAAAUAAAAAUACAUAAUAUAUAUUUAUUUAAAUGAGAAAAAAUAUAUAUGUAUAUGGUGAAAAGAGAGGAUGUUAUAUUUUAAUAAAAGAUGACUUAUUUCAUUUCAACUUAUCUUGCAGCUCUUAAAAGUCCAGCCCCCUGCUAGUCCUUGAUGAUAACACUUGUACAGAGUCAGUUGUUUUUUAAAGUUCUUUUCAUGACUAUUAAGUGUAAAUAUGUUUGUAAAAUGAGUUGCCGUAUUUGACUUCGCUUCCGUUCUUUGUGAGAAAUUGGAUGUGCCUCUGUGAAUCAGGUUUGAUACGAGUGAUGCAUUUAAUAAAGUCUGAUA